Puntigrus tetrazona (Sumatra barb) is the source of this 5568-nucleotide messenger RNA. RefSeq names its product leucine-rich repeats and transmembrane domains 2a (gene lrtm2a). Gene Ontology annotation, molecular function: protein binding. The transcript is spliced from 4 exons. Gene Ontology annotation, cellular component: plasma membrane. The record is from RefSeq and is a predicted model, not a curated record. Lineage: Eukaryota; Metazoa; Chordata; Actinopteri; Cypriniformes; Cyprinidae. The coding region runs from base 986 to 2101 and encodes 371 amino acids.
CUUUGCAAGCGUGUGUCUUUGUUUGCGAUUGUGCUCUUAAUAAUUCAUCCAGUGGCCUCCGCGCCUUUGUUUUUAACGUUUCUUCGCUCCGCCGUUGACUUCGUUGGCCUUCUUUUGUGCGCGCGUGCAUGAGAAAAGGGACCAGAAGGACUGGUUCAGGGGUGCAUAUCAAAAGGGCGUUUCUAUUUACUUACGUGUUGCGAGACACAGCAACAACAUACAUGCUGUCACACACACACACAUGCAUAGUUGACCUUGUGCAUUCACAGGAAGUUAGUACGGCGUGGGGUGAGAAUGUGUGAAAUAUGUGUUGAACUGGACGUGGAGAGAGAUGCUGCUAAAGUGAGAGACUAUUACAUCACGUGUGUGUGUGUGUGUGCGGGCUGCAUGCUUGGGAGUCAAAUGACACAUCGCUCAACUAAUUAUCUUCACACACACACACACACACACACACACAUGCACAUACUUGCAUAUUAUUACACUCUCAAACUUGCAUGUUCUAGGAAACGCAAUGCGAGGAAAAUGUUCACGUGUUGAGCAACUCCGAAAGGUGUUUGCAGAAACUAACUUGCACACACACACACACACACACACACACAUGCAAUAUAACCUCUAAAUGUCUGCACAUUUUUCCACUGUGCCGUUUCGGAUGACAGCCUGGUGAAUUGGUGUUGCGUUGCGCAAAUACGCACACACAGACACACAUGCUGUGAUGGAUGUGGCAGGUGACAAGGCCGAAGUGUCACAGAAAGGGAGUCUAAGACAGCAGCGGCCAUUUUACAGCAAAACGGCCCGGCGUAAACAGAAGCAACUUGUAACCUUGUGCUCAGUGAUCUGAGACACACACAUUUACAGCGCUGCGUUACACAACUGGUAUUACGUAAUGUCUCGUCACUGGCCCCAUACCGCUGCCUGUGGAGGCUGGCAUCAGGGCCAGCUGAUGCCACAGCAGAUCUGAGGCAGCUGCAGUCGUAGAAGUGCAGACAUGCAGCUCAGCACUGCACCUACAGUGGGUCGCAGGAGGAGAGGAAAUCCGGACAGCCAAGGUCUGCUAGGUGUGCUGAGUGUGUGUGCUACGUUACUGCAGUUAUGCGCUGGCUGUCCUUCAGAGUGUGUGUGUAACUCACUGGAAGCUAACUGCAGUGGGCGGAGUCUAGUAUCUGUGCCCGCUCUCAUUUCUUUCCCGGAGGGCACACAUACCCUCCUUCUGGCCAAUAACCGCCUCUCCUCUCUUCCCGUCUCUGCCUUCGCCAACCUAAGCACCCUGGAGACACUCGACCUGUCCAAUAACUAUCUGGACAACCUGCCUUCCAGACUGUUCCGUGAGCUGAGUAACCUGAGCGAUUUGAGUUUGCGUAACAACAGCCUGACGGUUUUGGAUCGCGAGUUAUUUCGCGGCCUGACCCUGCUGCGGAGACUGGAUCUGUCUCUGAACGGCUUGGCCGCUGUGCCGCUGGGCCUGCUGGAUGAGCUGCAAGGGCUGACCUGGCUCUCCUUGGCUGGGAACAGACUUCACGCCCUAGAGAGAGCCACGUUUGAGCCUCUCGUCAACCUUCAGCACCUGGAGCUGGGCAUGAACCCUUGGGAGUGUGACUGCAACCUGAGGGACUUCAAACACUGGAUGGAGUGGCUAAUAUAUCGAGGCGGUUAUGUCGAUGCCGUUGAGUGUACACUUCCGAAGGACUUAAGGGGUCGUGACAUCAGGGGCGUUCCUGUGGAGAUGUUCAACUACUGUCUGCAAUUGGAAGAUGAGAAUGGAGGUGGGGCUGGGAGCACGAAGGGUGGAUCUCCACCUUGUUUUCGAGGGACAGCCGCUCCGUCAUCUGAAGGUGCAGUGGUGCGUACGGAGGCGGAGCUACCAGACUGUGUGAAGCAGCGUUAUCGGCCAGUCAGUGUUCGCAAGGCGAUCGGUACAGUAGUGAUCGCUGGUGUGGUCUGUGGAAUUGUGUGUAUUAUGAUGGUGGCCGCCGCAGCGUAUGGCUGCAUUUACGCCUCUCUAAUGGCAAAAUACCAACGAGAGCUAAAGAAGAGGCAGCCGUUGAUGGGUGACGCAGAGGCAGAAGCCGACCCGGAGGAGAAACAGAUCUCAUCAGUUGCAUAGGGUAAUGGGGGAGAGGGGUCAGAGUUCAGAGGUCAGCCACAAAUCUAAAGAACCCUUUACUGGUUGAGCUGCACAUUUGAUGAUCAUUUAGCUGACCAGCGGAGGAUUCAUCAUCCCUGUUUCCUGUCUCUCUGUCCUUCCUGAGACCCUCUCUGACUCUCAGACUUACACUUUACUCUAUCUCUAAACUUUGGCCUAUGACCUUUGACCUAUUUGCCCCAGGACAAGAGGGACCACUCAGCACUUUAGAACUCCCCCACCCUCCUCCAAUGUUGAGAGGAUCUCAGCAGAGGAGGUGUGGAUGCAACUGUUCACAGUUCUGAACCCUGAUGUUUCUAGAGGAUCUUGUGCUGUCAUUAGCAUUAGCCUCUGUAGCAGCCUAAUCAUCAACCCAAACCUCCAAAUCAUACCUCUAAUCCAGACCUUUAACUCUAAUCCCAACCUCUCAAAACUAACCCAAGCCCUCAGCUCUAAUCCCAUCCCUUCAAUAUUAACACCAACCCCUACCAUAACCAUACCUCUAACACAGUCUACACCGGGUCGCAAAUGCAAGCGGGACAUCACAUCAAAAGCCAAUAACACUCAUUAUAAUAAAUGCUGUCUACAAUGGAUACUUUCUGAUGCAUUGCACCAUAUAUUGAUGGCCCAAUUUCUGACAUACUACAUGGGCUUGUCCAACUUUUGACAAAAUGACAAAUUGAUUUGAAAUGUUGACUUGACAGUGUUCCAUGUAGACAGCCUUAAUCUCGUGUCAACCAUUGUGCUCGGUGUAGAAAUGGUGUAAUCAAAAACGUCCAACUCUACUACCGAUCCUAACCUUAAAAAUCCAGCUCUACUCCCAAACUUUAAUUCAAAAUGUACAACAGAAAUCCUGAAUUUACCACAAACCUCCAUCCCUAAUCUAAACCCCCAACCCUAAAGGUCCAACAGUAACCCCUAUCCCUACCAUAAACCUCCAUCAUGAAUCCUAACCCCCAAGCCUCCAGCGCUAAAUCUCCAACAUAAAUCCAUACCCCUUACCAUAAGCCUCCAUCAUCAAUCCUAUCCCUCAACUCUACCCCAACCUUCAAAUCCUAACCCUGUAAUGCUUACCAUAAACUAACCAUAACUUACAAUUUCAACCCUAAGCCUCCGGCACUAAUCUUAACCCCCAACCCUAAACCUUUUACACGAAUCCCUACCCUUACCAACAACCAUUUAACAACUACAAAAUGCCAAUGAUAAUCACUGCUCUUACCAUAAAUCUCCAUCACUAAUACGAACCCCAUAACUCUAACCCUCCAUCACCCAUCCAAACAUCCAACACGAACCCUAGCUCUCCUCCCAACCCAAACAUUAAUACUAACUCUCCCCCUCCAACCUUAAUUGUAACCCAUACCCCUACCCAGUGUGAACUUGACAUCAUAACCCCCACAUAUCAUAUUUGAAAUAAUCCCACCUUAUUUAUCAGCUAUAAUAUAUUCUAUACAAUGUGACGUGACCCCAGUUUUAUGUUUUUACGUGUGAGGUUUGUCUUUUGUAUUGUGUGAUAAUUUGUGUUGAUAACAUUGUUUUGUUCGUUUACUGUUUGCUAUUUCUCCACGUUCAUCUCUAGAGGUCAGACGUGUUUUUGUAAGACUAGAAGAAUCCAGCCCUGGUGUCUAUCGUGAAGUGUCUUGAAGUAUCGUGAAGUGCUAAUGUAGAGCAGGCUGAGGACUCUGUGAUGUUAGUGGAGGGUGGCAGAUCGUGGCUAUUGGAGCUGUUAAUUAUACCUUGGUGGCUAAAGAAGCACAGUGGCCCUACAGGAUAGCUGCCCUCUAAACAAAACCAGAACGACAAUAGCUGAGGAGGAAAUAAACCUUACCUUUAUUAAGAUAGACUUUUCUGUGCAAUAUAAAUCAAUGUCUUUGUUGAUCUGUCGUUUAAUUCUGGACUAGGACGUCAUAUCUGAUUUAGUCUGAUCUUUUCUCUUGGGCUGGCGACGGAGGAGAAUCGAUUGCGCCUGUGUGAUCAAUUUUCUGCUUGUGGACCAAUUUGCAUAAUCCGCUUUUCCUUGAGGGCAGAAGUUGUUUAGACUAAAUAAUUCAGAUAAAUUUCACUCGGGCUUUCGGAAGCCCGCAUAUAUUAUCAAUAUAAGCUUUUCUGAAGCAACGAAAAAGGGAAAGGCUGCGAAAAACUAGCCGCACACUGAUAACAUGAACCAACGUACUCAUUUCCUCAGUAUUACUGAACAUUUAGAGAAUAUAGCGUUGCUAGUACGUCGCCGUUGGGUGUCUUGCACAAUGCUGCCAUCUAUAGGAAGGAUGUGCAGUGAGGCACAAGGGUGUGGAGCAAAUAUCGCACCACCUCAUCAGGAUUUAGGAGAUGCUCUUCCGCUGUAACUAUAGCAACAAUCUUUCCCACACACUAUUCAUUACCAAUGCAAAUUACUGGUAAGGUUGCUGGCAAAAAGUUGUAAAUCAAAGUACAACUAAUUUGUGUGCUAUACCCACACCAGCAGUUAAGCGUCUAGGGCUUUGUCUCUGUGUUCGGUGAUAUUUGCAGCCAUAAGCUGAGUAUAUAUAUACAUAUAUAUAUAUAUAAGUACAGAUAUACAUGUAUUCAAAAGUAUGUUGAAUAUAUGUAUAUAUAUAUUUUAAUCUGUGUCUUACAAAUUAUUUAUGAACAAUAACUUGAUUGCAAAAACUGAUUAUACUUUUCCCUGUGUUUCCUGUGCAAACUCCUUUUGGAGAGGAACUCUUAAAAAUCCUCCGUCAGAGAAUUCAGAGAAAACCGGUGAAUUAUUAACGAGAGGAGUUUCGUCUAAUGGUCGCGGUCUCUCCUGCCAUUACUGUUCAUUUAGCUCUUAUUUUAUACAGCAUGUGUCAAAAGGCCUGUACUCUGCACGGGGCGACAAAACACAUACCCUGUAUCCUCUGUUAUGAGAAGAAAAAAAAAGACAAAAAAAAGACAAAAGCACUUUUGCCACUGGUGGACUAAUACUUUCCUGUCAAAUUGCACUUAUUGCGAAUAUUCUCAAAAGUGAGCACAUGCUUGUUUAUUGACAAUGUCAGCAAUGCGCUUAAUCUGAAUAUAACCCGACAGAGAAGUCGUGAUGUAACGUCAGUGAAUAUGAAGGGUGGUUUAUAAAUGACUCAGCUGGGGUGUGUUUACUCUCUGUCCUGGCCUUACACGUAAGAGCAGGGACACCACACAAACUUCACUACACACCCUCGCUAAACAAAGGCUUUGUAAAUCCCGGUUGAUGGAUGAAAGAAAAGGAUCUGCCCAUUUGACUGAGCUGAAAGCAUCUUCAAGAUCUUUAUGAAGUUCUGGUUUAAUAUCUUAUAGCUUAUAUCGAUGUGACCCUUUCUUCACUUGACCUUUUUUCUAAGACUGAUAUGAGAUCCUUCUUUAUAUUUUCGCUUGAUAAAAAUCAGUUUGAAAUAUGAUUUGUGAGCUGUGAUAUAAUUCUGUGUUAAAAAUGAAUAAAGAAUGUAUUUCCGUAA